CCAGGGACAAGCGCGCGCCAAGCCACCAAGCGAGCAGCACGCACUCUCCUUCCCUCCUCCUCAUCCCUCUUCCUUCUUCGGCAAGCGCCAACUCGGGUCGAACCCCCGCGGGUUCGCGAGUCCGCGCCAGGCGGCCCACGCCGCUGCCCCCCCUCUCUUUCCCUCUCCCUUCCCUUCGCCCUUCGCCCGCGCCCGCCAUGGAGCCGCCUUGGCGCGCCGCUGGCCGUCCCCGGCGCUCGGCUGCGGAGCGGAGGGCGCAGGCAGCGCGGGCGCAGUUUCGCGCAGCGCAGGCGUUCCUACGUGGGUUCCACGCCAUGGGGCACAGGGGCUGCCGCCCGACCCUGUUGGGGGAAGCCCUGGCCAACAUCCUUCGCGCCGCAGGCGGCGAUCGUGAAGCUCGUGGUGCUGCUGGUGGCGAUGCCUCGGCCCCCCAGCCUCCCACAGCCCCAACAGGGCCCCUACGGGGGAUGACUGCCCUGGGGAGGGAUGGCAGGGCGCGGGAGGCGAGCGGCGGACUGGAGGCGGCAGUCCCCGUCGACGCUCCUGCGGCAGCCCAUGGAGAACCUCCCAGGAUUUCGGCCAGCGUCGUCGCGAAGGGGGAGUCGGAGGAGAGUGUGGAGGUGAUGCUCGGCGUGCCCCCCGCUCCCAGCAAAGGCCCCGCGGUCGCGGCGGGGGCCUUUCAGCGGGAGCCACGGGUCGCUGGUGGCACUUCUCCGGGGCGCACAAGUGGAGCUUCCGGCAGUCGGACGGCCAUCCCGCUUCCGCCAGAUGUCCUUUCCGCGCUGAACCAAGUGAUGGGUUCUCCAGGUCCGCCUCCAUCGAGACCCGUUUCGCAUCCGCCAGGUUCCACAACCCUUUUCAGAUGAGAAGUGCAAGCAGCAGUGACCAUGAGAGAGGUGCACAUUACGUUUUCGUUACGGCAUUUUGUUGUGGCCUUCGUUAAUUGCGCGGGUGCUUACUCAGUCGAGGAACUUGAUCAGGUUGUCUCGGUUUUGUUAUGUGUAUUGCUUGUCGUUGCAGACGGGAGAACACAUGUGCAGGGCGUUGGCAUUUUCUGAUACUGAGUGAAGGCUGCGUUGUGCAUCGCGAUUCUCCAGCUCUUUUGCUUACUUUGUGGAGGGACAUGAAAUAAGGUGAACACACUGUUGCAUAAGAGUUCUGUAUUAUGCCUUGCCUCUUGUGUGUGCGUGUGCGUGCGCGUGUGCCGUGCGUGCUCACCAAUAAGAGGCUUGCUUGCUUAUUAGGUAUAAUAUCGCACCGCGAUGGAGCCCAUUCCCAUUCCCAUUCCUCUUCCUUCUUCGGCUUCACCUCCUCUCUCUAUCUCUCUAAAUUUCUCUCUCCCUCUCUCUAUCCCUCUCUGUGCGUGUGCUCCUCAGGAUGAGCCCGACACGCCCUGCUGCUUCGCAGCCGGGCUCCCGCGCACUUUGUCCUCUUCGGCCGUGCGCCCGCCUCUGCCGCUUGGCUGCGCGCGUGGCCGCGACGCCUCAAGGAUGCGCGUGCGGGUUUGUGGCCCGCUUCCUCGCGGUCUUCCAAAAGGCUUCCAGAAGCACCUGAGGUCCUCUGGAGACCUUUGGAGACGUCUGGGACGGUCGGUCCCUGCUCAACCUCCGCCCGCGCGGAUUUCUUCCCCGGGGGCGCCCUAGGGCCAUGCCGGCCCGGCCGCAUCAUCGGGCCGCCUGGCGCGGCGCGCUGGCCGUGGGCGCCGCGCUGCGCGCGGCGCACGGCUCGCGGCACCUGGCGCAGCUGUGUGGGGGUCACGAGUGCACCGCCCUCGAGGCCCCGCUGCUGGACUACGACCCGGUGGAGGAGAAGUGCCGCUGCAUCCCCCACCCGUGCUGGGACGACAACGGCCGGCAGCACUUCUGCCAGGACGACGUGCGCCACCCGUUCCUGGCCUUCUCGUACGACCAGUCUGGGGGAUUGCAGUGCCGUUGCAGCAGCAUCGCCCAGCAGAAUUCAGUGUACUUGUCCAAGCACGUUUGUGCUGGCCAGAAGUGCGAUCAGGCAAGCUUUCCGGUGCUUGACGUGGACGACGGUGGUGAGUGCAGGUGUCUAGCACACCCCUGCUGGAACGACAACGGCCUGAACCACUCGUGCUCAAGCACACCUAGGUUCCCCAUACUGAAUUUCAGAUUGGACAAAGAGGGCAGCAACGUCUGCGAGUGCAUGGCGAUGUGGCAUCCUCAGGGAAAAAAUGUUCUCGAAGAUGCCGCCAAGGAGGAUGAGCAGCGACAGGCUGCACAGAGCAACAUGGAGCACGGAUUUCCAAUGCCUCCAGACACGAGGCCCCGCGGGUGCGCGAAAAACAUCACCGAGGAUUUUUCUGGGCUCAGCGUGUCUGUGAUUAUCCCAUGGCUCGCCGAGAAGUGGUACCACAUGGAGGCGACCUUGAAGUCGCUGCUGUACUUUACGCCCGACCACUUAGUGACGGAGUUCAUCUUCAUUUCUGACGGCAAUGCGGACAGCAGGGAAGUUGAGCUAAAGGCCAUAUCCGACAAGGUGAGAGUGUUGGCACUCCGGGAGCGCGUCGGGUUGAUGGUCGCAAAGACAAAGGGCGUCGAGAUGGCUAAGGCCCCAGUUUUGGUAUUUUUGGAGGCGCACUGCAUAAUGAACCACGGGUGGCUUGAACCCUUGCUGCAAAGGCUGAAGGAGGACCCGAAGAUACUGGCAAUGCCACAAUUGGACAUCAUCCCUGAGGACAACUUCUACCAGUACCGCAAAAACGUGCCGGGAUAUUGGCGGUACGAGUGGAACUUCAAUCUGAUAUAUUCCAACCCUGGCGGAGGUCUUAUCAAGGACUCACGAACAAAAUCCGAGCCGUACCUCUCGCCGGGCACCUCCGGCGGCAUAUUCGCCAUGCGGCGGGACUGGUUCAACCACCUGGGCUUCUUCGACGAGGGCAUGGAGCAGUGGGGCGGGGACCACAUAGAGCUGACCAUGAAGGUCUGGCGGUGCGGCGGCCGCAUCGAGGUCGUGCCAUGCUCCCGCAUUGGCCACCUGUUCAGGACCCCCGCCAAGCGCCCGUACGACGUGGAGGUCGCGCAGGUCGUCAAGAACUAUGCGCGCUUGGCGCGAGUGUGGGCUGGCAACUACCUAGACACCUUCUACAAGAUGAAGCCGGAGGCGCGAGCCUUCGAGGUCCCGGACCUGGACGAGCUGCAGCGGCAGCACGACGAGCUGGGCUGCCACAGCAUGGAUUGGUACGUGCAGAACGUGGACAUAGAGAUGGGCUGGGAGGCCGACAAGGUCUGCAUUCCUGGCGGCGAUACGAGGAGCGGCGGGUGCUCCGGGCCGUCGCUCGCCGCUCGGUCCACCAUCGACCAGACGAUGCCGCGGGAGGAGUACCUGCAGGGCCGGGCGAAGGCUGACGCCUCGCUGGAGGCGUCGCGCUCGGGCGAGAGAAGGCCCGGCAAGGCCUGGGCGUACGAGGCCCGGCUUGAGCUGUGAGGGCGGCCGCGGCGGCGCGGCGGACUCAUCUUUCGACCUCGGCCGCGGCGAGGACGGGGACGACGUGACCCUCCGCAUGUUCCUCCUCCUCCUCCUUCGCCUCCUCCUCCUCCCUCCUCCUCCCCUCCCCCUCCCCUUCCUUCUCCUCUUUCUGCUGUGAUGCGCAGCCGGAGGUCGGGCCCGUCUUGCGCGCACGGGUGCACCGAGCGACUGGGGAGAAUGCAUUUGAUCCGGUUCCGCGCCCACCUAUGAGUGUCGCAGCGUUCUGGAGAA
This is a messenger RNA of Prorocentrum cordatum, 3720 nucleotides long. Lineage: Eukaryota; Dinophyceae; Prorocentrales; Prorocentraceae. The record is from the annotation of a GenBank genome assembly.